This is a messenger RNA of Zingiber officinale, 4259 nucleotides long. RefSeq names its product nuclear matrix constituent protein 1a-like. Bases 359 to 3958 code for a protein of 1199 amino acids. NCBI's taxonomy places the organism in Eukaryota, Viridiplantae, Streptophyta, Magnoliopsida, Zingiberales, Zingiberaceae. Gene Ontology annotation, cellular component: nucleus. The record is from RefSeq and is a predicted model, not a curated record. Gene Ontology annotation, biological process: nucleus organization. The transcript has 9 exons.
CGGACAGGGGCAUUUCCGUCAAGAGCGAAAAAUAACACGGAGGAGAAAGAAAAAGGUCGAAAGGUUCGCGAAAAAGCGUGCGCUGCCGCCUUCCCCGCUUUCCUCCGCUCGAUCCCUUCCAUGCCAAUUCCAGUUUUAGGCUUUCUUGGUGCAGGUCGUCGUCCUCCGCUGCUCGGCCAAGCGGCUCCUCUUCUCUCGCCCGCUUUCGUGGUCUGCGCUCGCCUUUAGGGUGUCGGAGAUCUCGCGUUUGUUUCUUGAUUUCACUUCAGGAAGAAGGGGUUCUGGUGCUCUAUCCGGGGACCAGGAUACCUCGCUAGGGUUUUUGGUUCCGGGGCUUUGAUGAGAAAGUGGAUUCGUGAUGUUCACCUCGAAUAGGAAGGGAAAGAACGUGGUUGACACACCACCUCCACCUCAGGCUUCGCUGGGUGCGAAUGGAGGGGUUGCUGUUGGAGGCGGUGAGGAUUUGGAGGUUUGGAGGCAUUUUCGGGAGGCAGGGUUCCUGGACGAGGCUGUGUUGCAGAGGAAGGACAGGGACGCUCUUGCUCAGAGGAUUGCUGAGUUGGAGAAAGAGCUUCAUGAGUAUCAAUACAAUAUGGGUCUUCUGCUAAUUGAGAAGAAAAGUUCAAUUACUAAAUAUGAAGAAGUUAGGCAAACUUUGUCAGAAGCAGAGGAGAUUCUGAAGAGGGAACAAACUGCACAUAUGAUCAUAAUAUCUGAAUAUGAAAAGCGUGAGGAGAAGUGGCAGAAGGAUUUGGGGAUUGAGAAGCAGAAAGUCGCAGAUCUUGAAAAGGACUUGCAAGAUAUACGCUUUCAAAUGGCAGAAAUCAAGUUUACAUCAGAAAAGAAGUUAGCGGACUCUCAAGCUUUAGAGACAGGUUUAGAGGAGCAUUACCUGGAAAUUGAAGCAAAGGCUCAUGCUGCUGAUGCUAAGCUAGCAGAAGUAAACCGUAAAAGUUCCGAGAUAGACAGAAAACUGGAUGACCUAGAAGGUCUUAAGAGAAAACUUCAGAAGGAGAAUUUGUCUUUAUCAUCAGAACGGAAGGCACAUGAGAAGAACCUAAUCGAACAAAGGGAACAUUUUCUUGGUUGGGAGAAAAUGCUGCGAGAUAGUCAGAAAAGGCUUGAUGAUGGGCAGAAGCUUCUCAAUGAAAGAGAGAAUAGAGCAAAUGAGGUAGAUCGGAUGCUUAAAAGAAAACAAACAGAGAUUGAAGAUGCAGAAAAACAGAUUGAGGCAUCAAAGAAGUCCUUGAAAUUAGUAAAAGAUGAUAUAAGUACCAGACUAAGUUCUUUGGAGUGUAAGGAGAAGGAAGCAGAAAUCAAGUUUGAGAGUUUGGAGAAGAAGGAGAGGGAAUUAGCUUCAAGAGAAGAAAAGCUAAAUGCUAGAGAGAACGUGGAGAUUCAAAAGCUUCUAGAUGAGCACAAUGCUCUCUUAGAUUCAAAGAAACAGGAGUUUGAAUUAGAGAUGAAGGGAAGACAAAAAGCCUUGGAUGAAGAGAUAAAAGUCAAAGUUUUUGAAUUGGAAGAGAAGAAAAAAGAAAUUGAUCUUAAAGAGCAGCAAAUUACAAAAAAGGAGCAUCUUUUGCAAAAAGAAGAGCUGAAGCUAAAGGAAAUGGAGAAGGAUCAUGAUUCCAAAUCUCUAGUAUUGAGGAAGUGGGAGGAAUCUAUAAAGGUUUCUGAGAAGGAGUUAGAGAAACAAAAACAGCAGCUGGAGAGUGAUAGGCAGGAGCUUCUCAAAUCUAUUUCUGAACUUGAGACUAUGAAGGAUUCAAUCGAAGCUAAGAAGGCACAAAUUGUCAUAGAUGAGGAGCAUCUUAAACUUACCAGGCAAGAAAGAGAAGAACAUACCCUGCAUCAGUCAAAACUAAAGCAAGAGAUUGAAGAUUACAGGAUGAUCAAGUCUUCACUAGAUAGUGAUAGAGAGGAUUUAAGACGACAAAGGGAGAAAUUUGAGGAAGAGUGGGAGUUGUUGGACAAUAAACAAUUAGCACUGGAAUUGGAGAUAAAAAGGGUUAAUGAAGAGAAGGAAAGGUUUGAAAAAUGGCGAUAUUCUGAAGAGGAAAGGUUUAGGAAUGGAACACAAGCAGAGAGAAUUAGCAUGGAAGAGAAAUUGGAUAACCUUGAGACUAAGAAAGAACUUUUUGAAAAAACAAUCGAACAUGAGAAGUCGGCUGUGCAUGAUAUGCUCGAGCUGGAACGUGCUGAUAUGGCUCGGGAUCUUGAGCUACGUAGACAUGAGCUAGAGAUGGAAAUAGGAAAAAGGAAGGAAGCUUUGGAGAAAGACUUGCAAGACAGAGAAAGUGAAUUUGAGAGAAAGAAGUCUAUUGAGUUAAAUGAAAUACAAUCUUUAAGCGGCACUAAUGAGUUGACAUACAAAAGAUUGGAAGUCGACAAAGAACGAUUGGAAAGAGAAAAAGAAGAUCUCGUUGCAUGCAGAAAGAAACUUGAAAAUGACCAACUUGAGAUACAUAAGGAUAUUGAGACUCUUCGUGAGCUCAGCAGGGAAAUGAAGGACCAAAGGAAGAAAUUUCUGAAAGAUAGGGAACAUUUUCUAGCCAUGGUCGAAGAGUUUAAGAAAUGCAAAAACUGUGGUGUUCAAAUGCAUGAUUUGGAGCUUCUCAGCUUGAAAGAUACUGAAGUUGUUCGACUACCAAGAUUGACAUUCAAUGAUGAUAUGAAACCCAAGGAUUCUGAAACUACUCCCCAGCAAAUGUUGUCUGCAUCUUUACCAUCAGGAAGCCGUCUGACAUUGCUGCAAAAAUGUUCUAGACUGUUUAAUUUCUCUCCUAAAAAAAAGGAAGAUAUGGAAGAUCAGGAGAAAAGUUCUACGUCACUUGGUGCAAAACUUGAUAGUGAAGUUUUGGAAGGUGGAGCCUAUGAUGAAGCUGCACCAUCACAAAGAAUUUCUAUCCAACCUUUCCACAAUCAUAGAUCCAAAUCAGGUAGUGGAAUCUGGGAGAACAGAGGAGCAAAAUCGUUUGAUGGAGAUAGAAAUGAGCCAGAUCCUUCUUUUGGAGAUGAGGAUAAUUUAGCUGAUGCCAAUUGUACCCAAGCAAAUAAUGCUGAUAAGGAAGUGGUUGCUGAGCAGGUUGUUCAAUUUAAGAAUCACUAUGAGAAAGUAGGGUUUAUAGUAAUGGAAAAUGAUUCCCAGCCUGAACGAGCGAAAGAGAAAACACAUAAAGCUGUCCAGAGCAGUAAGCCUAGAAAGAUACGGAGAACACGCACAGUGAAAAAAGUUGUCGAAGAAGCACAAGCUUUCCUUAGAGAGACUUCUACUGAGCAGAAUGAACACUCAAAUGGGCAAGGAUACCAAUCUUCAGAUAUCCAAGUUAACGGCUACGAUGUAGUUCAUGCAGGGCAAAAGAGGGAUAUUUCUCAUGUAUCUUUAACUAGUGAUCAAGCUUUGGACAGUGAAACUUGUUCUGAGAAUGUUUCACUUGUUGGACGUCGUAAAAAGAGACAAAUAGCUGCUCCACAAGCUCAGACACUUGGAGAAAAGCGUUAUAACUUCAGGCGCUCCACAAUUGCUGCUGCAAUGUCACCAGUCCAACCAGUAUCUGAUCAGAAAAAAGGGUUGAAAAUUAGAGGCUACCAACAACCUUCUGGAGAUGAAACACUGAAGAGAGACGGAGAUGAAGAAGGAACUUCCCAACUGAGGCUGUAUGCUGAACCUGCAAUAAGUUUUGUUGAUGAGGGUGCAAAAUCAGUAGAAGUGGAGAUUUCUCAGAAACUUGUCCAGCAUGAAUCGGAGUUCCGUGAUCAUUAUGAUGGGAAAUCAAUUGAAUCAAGUGAGCAGGUUGGCGAUGACACCUUAAAUGUCAAUGAAAUUACAGUAUCAGAACCAGAACCUAAUACUCCCACUGGAGGGAGCGUAGAUGGUGAUGGUGAGAAGGAUGAAGAGGACUUGCACAACCAUGAUGUCUCAAUUGGGAAAAAACUCUGGACUUUCUUCACGACAUGAAGUGCAUAUAGAUACUAUCCUAUUAACCCCUGCAAGUUUACCUACCCCCUAUUAUUUUUCACUGUUGACGUAUCUACUUAAUUAAUCCAGCUUCCAUUUGGCUUUGUGGAUGGUGUAUUAGUCAUGUAGUUCUCAUGUAUUAUUAUUUUUCAUUCUAGUUUCUGUAGGAAUUGGUGAUGCUCCACAGGGAUUCACAAUGGUGUGUCACAGUAGACAUGCACUCUUACUUGAUAAACAUGAUGUGUCGAGGCAGGUUUCUGUUGAUUCUUAUGGCAAAGCAAUGUUUUUCGUUGGGCUUGUA